Molecule: messenger RNA, 2577 nt
Organism: Rhizoctonia solani
Lineage: Eukaryota; Fungi; Basidiomycota; Agaricomycetes; Cantharellales; Ceratobasidiaceae
Product: F1 ATPase assembly protein 11
Exons: 4
Coding region: 1-2577 (858 amino acids)
Molecular function (GO): DNA binding
Source: RefSeq, a predicted model, not a curated record
AUGAGCGCGCUCGAAGAGACCAAACAUACGUUCGGCUUACAGGGGCUCAACCAGGCAAAAGCUGGGGGUUCCACAAUCUGUGUACAACCUCCUUCUCAAGCAGAAACGUUGAUGAGUACACAGGAGGCGAAGGAGCGUAUGGAAUCAAAGCCAGAAGGGAAGGGGAAGGCCAGAGAGGCUCAGACAACACCAGCUACCACAAGGUCUCAAACCUUUGUGGGCCCGGCAACUAAACCCACCAAUCUCCAAACAAAUGCCUCCGUCGAAUCUCCCCAAAUGAACAACAAGACCGCCGAUAGAUCGAACUCUACCCCGGUUGCUGCCGGCACCCUCAAUGUUCCUACACCACACCUGGUCAAUACUCGCACUACAACAGCUCCCGAAGCUUCCAAUACUCCCAAUACGCCCAACUCAACAAAUACUUUGCCGCUCAAGCGUGGCCCUGGGCGUCCUCGGAAAUCGGAAGUAAGCACAGGCCCUCCAGCUAAGCGCCCCAGAGGUCGCCCGCGCAAUGUGACGACGCCCGCGAGCCUCCCGCGCCUGCGCAAUGAAGCCACCGACGAAGAAGGUCGUAUUGAUAACAGUGAAGAUAGCGACUAUCAUGAUAACGCUGAAGAACCAGUUCCUGCCCAUAUUCUCGCCCAAUUCAACAAUCAUGUAGGACUCCUUCGCACUCGUCUCGACUCACGUGGAAUCCCAGAACAGUAUUCGAUCUACAAGUCUUUCUGGUUAGCUACUCGUUCGGCAUAUUUUGAUAGCGGUGCCACUGCCCCUCCUGGACGCUUCCUUUACUGGGACCCGUUGUUCAUAACCUCGGUUGGCUGUCCGGUUUGCCACCAGCCCCUAGCUAUCGCCGCAGGAGGUGGUUGGUUGGAUGCACCCCUUGGUAUACGAGACGAGGAUGGCCCAUGUUGGAUCAUUGGUAGACGUUACGUAUGCACACAAUGUUUUGCAGCAACGGAAGAGGCAGCAAAGUAUGUACAAGUACCUGGUUCAAAUCCCGAUGCAGGCACUAGCAAUGAUGAAACCAAGCCCAAAGCACUCAAACCUGAUUUAUCUUCCCCUGUGUACUACGUCUCGUGGGAGAAACGUUUCCGUGCGCUUCUACCCCCCACCCUCUCAGCUGAAUUCCCUAAACGCGUUGCGCAAAAACGGGCUGCGUUUAAUCGGGCAUCUCUAGGGAUUGUAAUGGCCACUUCAGGAGAUGUAGAUGUCAACAUGGAUGCAGAGGGCGAGGGAGAGGGAGAGGGAGAGGGAGAAGGAGAGGAGGAGGGGGGCUUACCAAAGCGAUCACGUCGUACUCGGCAUUGUAUGAAGUGCGGCUCCAAAGAGUGCCCUGGGCGUUUAUCCCGAGCGCGCUGUCCGGCCGUAUGUCAUGAUUGCAGGCUGCUAACUUGCGAUGGGCGAAUGAAACCAAAUGUCACUUGCAAAGGCGAGCUAGCCGCUCCGUUCAAGCAGACGGGCCGCGAUGAGAUUUCCACCGCCUCUGAAACUAGCCCUCCAGCCCCGGCUCCACAGCCCUUGAGCUGGCCUACGGGCUUGCCCCAGAUCCCUCCAGGCUUUGUACUCGCCAUACCUUACCCUGUGGGGUCGGACGGCAGCAGCACCAGUACUCAACCCCCAAUGGCAUACCUUGUACCACAGGGCGAAGUUCCUGGGUUUUCGUUUCCCAAGAAUCAGGCGGGGCCCAGCUCGGAGGUCCCUCCAACCGAGGCGAGUAACAUGACUCCCAUGUCCGCUCAACUUCUCGCUCCUGCUCCCGCGCUAGUUACAGGGGUUGUCAGUACAUCCCCAGACUUGGCAUCGGCGACCGGUACACAACCUUCAGCUACAAUGGAUUCAUCUGGUUCUCAACAGCCCGAGUCACAAGCUCACGGCAGGAAUGCCCAACCUAGGGCAAGCGCUCAAUCUAGAGCUGCAUCGAAGCAAAAGACACCUCAGCGGAAAGCAGCGGUUCAGGCUCAGACCCCAGCGCAAACUACUGCUCCUGCCCAACAGCCUACACCCACGUCCAAUAUAUCAAGUGCUCAGCAACCGUCACACCACUCUCAACUGCAUCCGCCUAUGCCACCUCACCACCUUCACCCUCCGCAACAUCCCCCUCCAUACCCCCCGCAUGGCGGCCCCUAUCAUCCACCUGCGCCUCCUGGAGGCCCGCCCGAACAAGGAUAUUAUGGAUUUUACCCUUAUGGGUACAUGCCCCCUUAUGGAUAUGGCUACUAUCCACCAUACCCUCCGCAAGGAUCCGGACAAAACCCCGCUCCGGGAGCUCCUGGAGAAAACGGUGCACCACCGCCUGGGCCACCAUAUCCCCAAUAUCCCCCAUAUCCUCCACAAGGAUACCCCGCUCCACCCCCUGGACACCCCUAUCCUCCUCCAAAUAAUCCAUACCCACCUCCCCCGCGUGGUGCUCCUCCUGUAUCCGCCAAUGGAUAUCCAGGGCCUCAGUCGGGUCAGCCGCCCUCGCAAUAUGCGGUAUACCAUCCACCCGAGACUGGCCAACCUGCUCCUGCAGCCGGGCCGACCACAAGGAAAAGAAAGGCCCCGAAUACUGGAGACAAGGCUUCUGAGACUUAA